AUGUCACACAAAAAUAGAAGACGAUCUCUGAACAUAGACAAGCCAGCAAUGGUGCAAGACAGACUUCUUCCUUUUGAUGGUGGCAUCUGGGUUGAGACCAGCGAGCAGUGGGCGGAGGAGGAGACUCCUGGCGCAGCACCGGAGCCAGUCGACCAGGAAACUGAGGAAGCAACAAUCUGCACAAAUAGUUCAAAUAGCAUAAGAAGUGAUAUACGAAACAGUAGAGAAUACCUGAUUGUGUUUGAAAGUGGGAGAACACUGGUUGGAAUGAGUUCGACUGACUACGGGAGGAACGUGAUGGUCGUGGUGGAGGCAGACAGGGGCGAGGACGUGGGACUGGUCGUCGACGUCCUCUCUGAGGGCGAGAAGGAGAAUCUGCCCAAUUCAACCCAGUCGUAUGCCCAACUAUUUCUAUCAGAAUAUUUUGAUAGGCUGAAUUACAGGCACGCCUCAACAAGGGCGUUCUUUGCCACCAACUACCAGCACGCGGAGCCAAAGAGGAUUCUGCGACCAGCCACCUCGUCAGAGGUGGAGCGUCUCCACGAGAGGAGGCAGCAGGAGAGAAUGGCCCUCGAAUACCUGAACCACAUCAAGGACGUCUACUCCGUCGACAUGGAGAUCACCAAGUGCGAGUACCAGUCUGACUCAAAGCGUAUUACGUUCUACUAUAGAAGCACGAAGCGAAUUGACUUCAGGGAGCUGGUGAAGGAGCUGUUUAAGCACUUCAAAAUCAGAAUAUGGAUGUGUAGUGAAAACAGGGAGUUCUACAAGUAA
Molecule: messenger RNA, 774 nt
Organism: Enterospora canceri
Lineage: Eukaryota; Fungi; Microsporidia; Enterocytozoonidae
Source: the annotation of a GenBank genome assembly